UUUAGGCCGUCGUGGUGGUUUCGCGUGUUGCACGGAGUGACGACAACGUUCACCGGUUUUCGUUAUUAAAAGCAUUGCGACGAGCCCAAUUUAAUAAAAAAAAGAAAAACAACAUACCCCUUAGAUGUGAAAAAGUACUUAGCGUGUAAAGGUGCAUUAGAAUUUUUUGUCAGUUAAAAGUAAACAACAGUGAACGAAAGGGAAACCGAAAUGCGCUCUUUUCUUUUUGAAAUCGAAGAAUUUAUCUGUACGUAGAACGUAUGUUGUACUGGACAGUGUUAAUUCUACACCUGACUCAGUACAAGUGAUUAAAGAACUUGAAAUAAUCGUAAGAACAUAACGUUGUAACUGUGAUAAAGGAAACAUGUUUGUUGGAGAUUGCUUAGUUUUGUUACCAAAAAGAUAUUUUCGUGCGUAUGCAGUUUAUGUUGAAACGGUGAAAAUGAAAUCAUCGACGUUGUUAUUAAAACGUUGUAUACAGUAAUUCAAUUCUCUUGUUGAAAAGAUUGAAAGUUUAAGUAAUAUUUGUUGUGUACGAUAUGAAGUUCAAUGUUUUCUCUAGAUGCAUAUGACGAUCGCAUUCCGUUUUCGUAUAAUUUGUCAUCAAGACACAAGGCCAGUUAUUUGUAGAUACCUUUAAAAAAGUGAUGACAGUCUUAUAAAGAAUUAACAACAGGUUCGAUUUUCGCGUUACAUAUGAAAUUAAACUUAUUGUUCUAAUAAUUAAGUGUGUUUGUGUUACCGGCAGGUUUCUGUGCAUAAGUUUUAAAUGUGAUUACGUGCUAGUGAUUGGUUUUUGUUUUUCGGAGUUUAAACGUUUUAAAAAGUUUUUACCGUGUUUUACACGUGGAGUAAAGGAGGUGCAGGCACGGCAGCGGACUUUGCAGGAGAAACAGCCGAAGCUGCUGCCGUGGAGUUGCUGAACCAGGACUAUCCAUCAACGGCGGCCGAGGCGGCAGUCGGGUCCACGGGACUACUGUUACCGUCGUUGGAUCGCGCCGACUUCCUGCCGCCUCCAGCAGCCGCAACUGCACCAGCAACCAGUGUCUCCCACAUGCCCAUUGGGACCGCCGAAAAUGCCGGGCUUGGUCCUUGCGAGUUUCAGGACCCGGUGUGGGCUAAGAUGAGCGCCUUAGCCGCCGGAGUCAAAAAAAGAAAAAAAUCUGAUGCCAAAACCAACCAAUCAAAUACAAAUAAGUGCAAAAAUGAAAAACGGCGCCGCGAACAAGAGAACAUCUACAUAGAGCAAUUGGCAGAGCUAAUAUCCGCCAACUUCGCGGACAUGAGCUCGCUAUCAGUUAAGCCAGACAAGUGCCACAUCCUCCAAGAGACCGUUAACCAGAUUCGUUCAAUAAGCCAGCUGGAGAACUCGUCCAAAUCUUCAGAUCCCGUCCAGCAGGGAGAGGUGUCCUCCUCGAGGCCCACCAUCCUAUCCAACGAGGUGUACGGGCCCCUGCUGUUAGAAGCUCUGGAGGGUUUCUUGUUCGUCGUCAACGCCGAAGGUAAGGUCGAACACGUCACAGACAACGUCACCAAUUACAUCAAGUUUACGCGCGAGGACAUCCUCGGGAAAGACAUCUACAAUAUAAUCCAUCAUGGUGACCAUAAUAGGUUUAUUUCGAAUCUGUUGCCCAUGUCCAUAGGCUGGACGAACGAACCAACAAACAAAUCGCGUUCCUUCAAUUGCCGUUUCCUAGUCAAACCGGACGACCAAGACGAAAGUAUCGAAGAAAAACAGCAACGCGUUAGUCGGUACGAGUUGAUGCACAUUUCUAGUACUCAGUUACGAGAUCAAGUGUCCGUAUCAUCGGGCGAAGACGAAUCCUCGGACAACGGUCCGUGUUUGUUGUGUGUCGCGUCGCGUAUCACCAGUCGCGAAUUGCCAUCCACGUUCAACAUCGAACAAUUUACUACCAAGUUGGACGCAAGCGGUAAAAUAAUUGGCGUGGAUACGUCCGGGGUGUCCGGUACGUAUUCCAUUUAUUUGAAUAAAGACCUUAUGGGCCGGAACAUUCAAGAUCUGUGCGUGCAACAAGAAGUGCAUAAACUCGCGUCACAUCUUAGGGACACUCUGAGUGCCGGCCAGUCGACCAGCAUAGUCUAUCGGCUUCGUUUUGGCACCGGCCAACAGGAAAAAUACGUACACGUGCAAACUAAGUCGAAAUUGUUUAAGGCUAAUCCCCACUCGGCUGCCGAGACGGAUUUCAUCAUGGCCACCCACUCUAUUAUAGGAGAACAAGAUUCCUCGGAUCCGGGUGGCGGUACGAAUAAUAACAAUGGUGGCGUAGGAGGGCCACUCAUGACGAGCGUCGUAAACGGUACCACUCCUCGUAGUGGCCCUCCACCUACCACCUCAACUUCAGAUCCGGCUAGCACUUCGGCCAACUCUGCCUUCAGCACCAGCUCCUCAUUCAAUACUUUUCCGUUAGAUAACGACUUCAACUUCGACUUUCCAACUUCCACGUGGGACCUGGAUUCGACCACUUGGGGCGAAACAAGGCCUGAGUCGAGACAAAGCAUUACCUCUGUAUCGACUCCAACCCCGCGACCUCCUAGUGCUCCUGCGUACAGUCCCGCAGCUACCGUUGCCCAAAGUCCUCUUGCCCAAUUCGUUCCCCAACCCAGCCCUACUACAGUACCUAAUCCUCCCACGCCCGCGAACCCCUACAGUAGCACGUUCCCAUUUAGUCCUAUUCCCGAUCCCAAUUACCCCGUUGAAGAACAAAAGGAUACCAAAGCAAACGUGUUAGAAGAAGCGUCUCAUAUGAUGGCAGAGUCCGGAAGAUUGAGAAAUCUGCUGACCAAACCGCCCAACUCUAACGAUAACAACACAGCGAAUAACGAUAACGACAACAAGAAUAAAAAUACCAUUUUGAAAGAGUUGCUAAAUAAGCCCGAUGAGGAUGAAAGUAAGAAUAACAGAGGUAGUCCAAGAGGAAUGGCCAACAGGACGCCAAUGUCUUCAGGAUCGUCGGAAACACCCAAGUCAUCAUCGGGGGGAGGAAAUAAUAUGCUUCUACAGUUGUUGAAUGAAAAGAAUGACGACGACGAUCUGGAAGCUCGGGCAGGAUUGAAAAAACAAAGCGAACUCCUUUCACAGCUUCUCAAAGAUGACGAAGAAAGGAAACCUGAAACACAGCAGUCUCAUGAUGACUCCUUGCUUCGUAGCCUGGGCUUCAGCCCUUCGCCUUCGCCACCGAAUGGUGAACGAAGCGGAAGAAAGCGACCGAGCGACGACCGAGAUGACAACCCAUCUAAAAGAAGCUCUGACGGUGUUUCGUCGUCAGGUUCAACCGGAAGUAAAUUGUGCGAACGAAACAAAAUGCUCGCUUCGCUGCUCGCGAAGCAGCCCAAUAAUCACAUACCCAUACCCCCUGUACCUGCCAGUGUGAUAUCUGCCACGCCUCAAGAGAAGCUGCCCAAAAUAGUCGAUUUAAACAAAAACACCAACAUCCAAAACCGUAUGAGCAAUCCUGGUGUUCAGCAGUUGAACAGCAGAGGACCACAACGGAUGCCUCGUUCACAUAAUACAACAAACUACCUCAAUCUCCAACCCGGAGACAACAACAAUAGCAUACAACGAACGCAAGGUCGCCAAUUCAACCAAAUUGAUUCGAUUUCGUAUAGCGUUGCAGCCAGUACGACCAACGUAGACCAUGGAUGGGACAUGCAGUCCGAUCCCGAUCUUUCUGCCAUUUUGGACGCCGUUAUCGAUUUCGUGCCAGACGUAAGCAACAAUGCCGAGUUACUGAACUUAAUAAAUUCAAUAGAUGCGGCUCAGAAUAACAACAAUAUUCAAAGAGGCGAACCCAUAAGUGAAAAGAUGGCCAUCAAUAUCAUACAAAAAUCUCUUAUGCAAUGUGAAAGUGCUGUUAACAAAAGUCCUUCUUCACCCACUAUUUCGUUACCGGGAACACCACCAGCUUACUCAUCGGCUGCGUUAGCAACACAGUCGAACCAAGCAGGUUUUCCACCGCCCCCUACGUAUCCUAGAGCUGCUUUUAACGUUCCUAGGGGUCAAGUGCGGCCUGGAGCAUCUCAGUAUUCGAUGGCUGGGGGUACAGUUGCCAGUCAGCAGUUAUUUACCCAACAACAACGUAAACAGCUACUACAACAACAGCAGGAGCAUAAGAGACGCCUGCUCCAACAACAGCAACAGCAACACUUGUUGAUCCCGUCCAAUGCUGCAGCUGCCGAAAUAUCAGGCUUACAAAACAUAGAUACGUUGCUUAAUAACACUGUGGCUCCUAAUGUUUCGUUACAAAGAUCCAACAGUGUCCCAGAGUCUCAGUUGUCGCCAACUUAUUCUGGACAAUUAAGUCAAACUCCUAACCAAAGGAUUACCAAUCAGCAACCCUACUCUCCUCACUCACAGUUGACUUCACCUAUUGGCCAACAAAAUACCUUCACUCAGGCGCCGGGAUAUCCCCAAGUCACAACGCAAAAUACCAACUGGCAACAGACACAACAGCCUCGAUUGAGCGUCCAACAACAACAAAAUCCAAUGCUUAAUGCACAGUUAACGGGUAAUUAUGUGUCAGGACCAAAUGGUCGAACAUUUCCUGUACAGAGAGCUCCUCAGCAACCGCAGCAGCAACAGCAACCGCGAGCGAUGGGUAGCCCGGGUGCUGCGCCUGCGCCAACUAGGCAAUCACCCUUUCCACCCACCGAUUCGUUUGCUCCACCUGCUUCACCUAACUCUGCUUUUAAUCAAAACCAGUACCUGAGGUUGCAGCGCACCAAUAGCGCGCCCACCGCAACAACACAACUACCAGGUGGCCUGGGAUCCCCCCGGCCAUAUGGCAGGGAUCACCCCCCUCACCCUUAUCCCCCUAUUCCCCACCAACAUCACCCCAUGAUGUAUCAACAAGACUCCCAGUACUGUUACGAUCAGUCCGGUUUACCGUUAGCGUACAAUGGUGCCGACAGGGGCCGUGCUCCCCCACACCUACAAGCCGGUGUGUCGGGCAGUGGGACAACGUCGGAGUAUGUGAGACAAGAGCUGCGAGCUGUUGUAGGAGCGCGAACCGGACAAACGCAGCAACAACAGCAGCAGCAACAACAGGUACCUAACAGGCCCCCAUCGCAAAUCAUCAUCAACCAGCAAACAGUCAACACAGCUGAUCUCGAAGCACUGGGUCUUUCUUUUGAGAUGCCAACGUCUGGUGCGAGUGAGAGCCCAAAACUGUGGGGUGCAAUGGGUUCAGAUAUGGGUUCAGUGUCUCCACAGCCAGCGACCUCGAGGAGUACUAUGGAGGAGGUCCGACAAGGUGAUCACGGAAAACCGCAGUCACAGUCGCAGUCGUCUCUGCUCCAGAAACUGCUCUCCGAGUGACCACCAACGACCUGGUCACAUAUUGUAAAUAAUAAUAAGAAUAAUAAUUUUAAAAAAGAGUAACUUCUAUUACAACUACAUAGGUACCUCAACGGUUAAGUACCACAGGCUGUAAUUUAGACAGGUUAGCUGUACCAAGUGCAUUAGAACGUUGCUUGUUUGUUUCGUUAGGGUAGUGCGGAGCGAGGGAAGGCGUUCUAGGGUCUGAGUGCAAUUGUACAUAUUAAUAUAAAUGAUAAUAACUGGGACUUGUUUGUAAUUUAUAUAUCUCUGUUACAUUUUACGAAUUUCGAUUUGUUUAAUUCGUUAUUGACAUAAAAUACACACGUCGCCUGCGCGUCGCUGUCAUAACGGGCGGGAUAGAAGACGACCACACAUUUGCGCGUCAAACUUUUAAAAACAGAAAAAAAAAACAAAAGCACGCUCACGCGUUACCGUUAUUUCAUUAAAUGUUUAACCAAUAACAGUAACGCGUUGUGCGUAACCGUGUUAUUUGUGGGUAAGAGGGCCAUUUUUUUUUUUUUUUUUGGAAAAACGCAUAGAAUGUGUUGUUAAAAAAGUAACUAACCAAUGACGGCGGCAGCGUCAGACGCACAUGUUAUAUUAUUUGAAUGUGUUUAGUGUUGUCUUCCUUCGGUCAGUGUUCAUGCUACGCAUUACCAAAAAAAUAGUAACUGUUAAUAUUUUAUAUAUAAUUUAAUCUACGUUAAAUGGAAAGCUCGUUUUGUUGGACAUUGUGAUAGGCGAUCGCCAUGUUACUGUUGCUAGGAGCGUUCCUAGACCUUAUAUAAAAAAAUUAGCGCUAGCAUACAUAAAAUACAUACAUACUUGAUUAUUGUCAAUUACACCCAGCCACUAAAUUGAACAAAUUGACAGACAAAGCAUUAUUUAAUUACACACAUAUUUUUUGUACAUUAUUGGAGUCUUAAAAUAUAUCUAUAUAUUAAAACCAUCAUAAAUGUGUCGUUUUAUUGUUCUUCUAAGGUCGUGAAUCUUUUUAAGAGUAUACUUGAAAACACUUGGAGAUAAUAUUGUUUGCUUACUGUAGGUGAUCAUAGUAUAAACAGUAACAUUAAUUAAACAUCAGUUUCAAAUAUUUUAAUUGAAUUUAAAUAUUUUCAAUACUGUAACUUAUUACAUACAUACGUAUUGUGUUACAAAAUACAUCGAAAUUUAGCUAGGUAAAGCAAAUGCAGUCUAUCUCUUAAUUUAGGUAUUUUCAUUUCAACUUUCAUUUUUUAUUAAAAUUCCUUUCGCUUUAGCUGUCAUCACUCAGGCAAUGAAAAAUAUAUAUCACGUCAGUGUUAUAAAAUGUAACAUGGAAGUUUUAGCUAUAGCAUUCCAAAUGAAUUACUUUUUAAAUUCAACUAUAAUUUUCCAUUAAAAAAAUUAUAAAUGGCAUAUUGAAUAGUUAUUGCAGUCUAUUUUAUCAGUAUUAAGUAUAUUGUAAUGAACCCAAAAGGCAUUGCAUAAUUCAUAAUUUUUAUUCAUGAUUGUGCAGCAUUUAAUUAUGCAAUUGAAACAUUUGGUAAAAUGGAUUACAAUGCUUGUAUUGGACAAAGAAACUGGCUAUUUCUACCUCAAAAAAGUCGCCUUGACAUACUGCCUUUUCUACAGUAGCCACAAGACUAUUUUUUAGUGUAUUGUAAUUUUUAGGUUGUUCGAAAGUUCAAAUACUCAUUGUAACAACCCUAAUGACAGAACCUAAAUAGAUUAUUUAACUUUAGUUUCUUUUUUUGUUGUUUGAAUUUGUAAACAUUUUUUAAUUAUUUCAGAAACGAAGGAAAUAUUAAAACGACUUCUACUAAUGAUUGUAGUUUCCGGAUAUUCAAUUUCUUUUUUGAUACAAAUAAUUUUUAAAAUAUUCCUGUUAUUAAGAAAAAAUAGAACGUCAAAACUCCUUGGUUGUCAACAUAACAAUGUUGUCAACAGUAUUUUACAAAUUUAAAUUUAAAUUAUCUCUAGUUGUAGAAAGUUCAUUAGGGGAAGGAAGGGAUAGAAUAUCUGAAAACUUCUCAGCGUUUUCGUUUUAAUAUUUUUAUUCAUAUUCUCAUUUAUUGGAAAAGAAGUAGGAAUGUAAAUAAUAUUUAUCAACCUGCUUCUUUUUUAUGUUCUGAUGUCGCAUGUAAAAAAAUAAUGUAUCAAAAACGGUGUAAGUAAACAGUAUGAUGUAUAAUAAGUCUCACUGCAUUGUAUUAACUGGUAUGCGAAAUUGCUACGGCUAUCUAAUUCGAAGGACAAAAUAAAGAAGAGCAUGAACUGUGACAGAUGGAAGGGACACUGACAUGAUGACGACAGUGUUAAUAUGUAGCAAGGAAUUUCGUAAUGUUUUCGUGGACUUUCCUAGCUCCCCAUGUUGAAUGUACAAAAAGCAACAAAGGUUAAGAUAAGAAGAAGAAUGUGGGUAACAUCCUGCACUGUAUGUUUUGAUAUUAAUAUUGCAAAACAUUAUUUACUGUAAAAAUUGUUUGUAAAACUUGUUUAAAUAAAACAAUUUAUGGACGUUGAA
Messenger RNA from Agrilus planipennis (emerald ash borer), 7844 nucleotides. RefSeq names its product nuclear receptor coactivator 1 (gene tai). NCBI's taxonomy places the organism in Eukaryota, Metazoa, Arthropoda, Insecta, Coleoptera, Buprestidae. Gene Ontology annotation, molecular function: protein dimerization activity; nuclear receptor binding. Gene Ontology annotation, biological process: cellular response to hormone stimulus; positive regulation of transcription by RNA polymerase II. The record is from RefSeq and is a predicted model, not a curated record. Bases 1055 to 5335 code for a protein of 1426 amino acids. Gene Ontology annotation, cellular component: nucleus. The transcript has 12 exons.